Sphaerulina musiva SO2202 is the source of this 2428-nucleotide messenger RNA. RefSeq names its product DUF572-domain-containing protein. The transcript has a single exon. Bases 64 to 1074 code for a protein of 336 amino acids. The record is from RefSeq and is a predicted model, not a curated record. NCBI's taxonomy places the organism in Eukaryota, Fungi, Ascomycota, Dothideomycetes, Mycosphaerellales, Mycosphaerellaceae. Gene Ontology annotation, cellular component: U2-type catalytic step 1 spliceosome. Gene Ontology annotation, biological process: mRNA splicing, via spliceosome.
UGGUCGCUUGAGCAGAGUAAGGUCACCGCCAGCCACAGUGAGAAUACUUCGUCUGCUUUCAACAUGUCGGAACGAAAGGUACUCACCAAGUACUACCCACCGGACUUCGAUCCGUCCAAACUCGAGCGAAAGCGUGGUCCUAAGCAGACUGGCCCUAAAGUCCAGACAGUCCGCUUAAUGGCUCCUUUCAGCAUGAAAUGUACAUCCUGUGGCGAAUUCAUCUACAAAGGCCGCAAAUUCAAUGCUCGCAAAGAGACCACCGAAGAGAAGUACUACGCUAUCACGAUAUUCCGGUUCUACAUCAGAUGUACACGAUGCUCUGCAGAAAUCACCUUCAAGACCGAUCCAAAGAACAUGGAUUACACCUGCGAAAAGGGCGCCAAGAGGAACUUUGAAGUUUGGAGAGAAGCAAAACUGGCCGAGGAGACGGAGGAGGAAACACUGGAUCGGAUAGCUGCUGAGGAGGAGAACAGGGAUGCUAUGAAGGAGCUGGAGAAGAAGACUUUGGACGCGAAGACGGAAAUGGCUAUUGCGGAUGCCUUGGAUGAUGUGCGGCAUCGAAACGCUACACGAGAAAGGGUGGAUAAGGAUGGUAUCAGUACUGUCGUGGCGCCGAAAGUGGACGAAGAGGCUGAGAGGAUAGAACGGGAACUAGAAGAGCAGGCGAAGAUGGCGUUCCAGAGCAGUACUGGUGAACGGGUGAGGAGAUUGGGCGAGGAGGCUGCCAGUGAGCAGUCGUCUUCUGCUGCAAGCUGGAGAAGUGCAGACGUGGAUCGAGCCGCUAUGCCUCCACCAGCGCUUCCCACUUUCCAGCGUACCACCAAGUCGAAAAAGGACUUCGGAGGUACGCUGGGCAUCAAGAAAGGCGUCUUGAAAAAGCCUGCUGUGACGCCACCAUUCCCUGUACUGGAGAAUGUUGACGGGGACAAGACUGAGGCAGCCGCCCCAGCUGCCGAAAGGGACGUACUCCUCGAUAAGACAUUCAACGCCCACGAUAUCCCUGAAAAGCACGUCCAACUCGGUGUUGGUCUUUCACUGGUCGACUACGGCAGCUCCGACUCCGACUCGGGUUGAGACACUUACCUUGGUAUUGAGAACACAACCUGUACGACUGAAGAUGAUUUCGGCUACUACGGAGAUAAGGAGCAUUCAUUCAUGGGCCUGCAAUCGGAAAUCCCCAUAUCAAAACUCGUCCCACGCUUCAGAUUUACCGUAUGAGAAAAGCUCAUUCAAUGAUCUGACGUACAAUCACCACAAGACCCUGCGCCUGCAACCGUUGUAUGGACUAUGACGACAGAAGUGCGGCUGACUGAUUAGUCUGCGCAGUGCAGACAUGCUGCAUCAAUCCGCCGAGAUUGCGCGCGCUUGAGUCUCUCCUUCCGCCAUGGAUGCGCUUCUUUUCCCAAAGUUUGCAGACACUGGAUUUCGAGCACAGUAAUGCAAGAUACCAUGCUGCCUAUCUUUACCCAGUAUAAUCCUCGGAGUAAUCUGUCAAAGGCGUAUCGACUCGUCGUUGCUUCGGCUUGGGUGUAGUAGCGGCCAAGGGUACGUGAACGAUCGGCCGGCCAUGGCGAGUCCGGACGCCCCUGCUGUUGUUUUCAAUGAUUGUACUCAUGAUCGAGCGCUGGCGACUCUGUGAUGGCAUGGCUGGUACCGCUUGAGGCAUAGGCUACGUAGGUUUGGAGGAGUCGACGACCGUGUGCGAUGUAGGUUCUGGUUCUGUCGAGAUUUGUCAGGCUGUGUGCUUGGGGGUCUCUGGUACACGAGAGCUGUAAAGCAGAGUGCUGUAUAGUAUGAGGAAGGUUAUCCGUGGUGCGAGAGAUCAUUGGGAUAUAUACCAUGAUCGUAUGUGCCAUCUGCAAUGAGUGCUCAGGUUGAGGCACGUUUCUUGCAGCGAGGAGGUAGGACAGUCUAGCUCAAUACUGCCAUCUGGCGUCGAUCUCAGACAUCUCUCGGAUCCCAGCGACAGUCUCAGCCUCUGUCACGAAAGCAAGACUAUGACACGACACGCAGCAUGCAUGUCCAGAGCAGUCUAGUCUGGAAUAACUAUCACAGUGCCCGAUCGCAGCGCAUAUAUAAACCACAUCUCCGCCGAUAUUCCUCCUCUUCUGUCCAGACACAUCAUCCUCCUCAUUCCAUCCCAGCACCCAGCAGGAACAACAACAACAAGAUCUCUCUUUCCGAGACCCAGCUCUACCAAAACACAUCACACGUCAACACACACGCCACGAUUGCGACAUCCGUCUUACUCCAUCCUUCAUCAUCAUAACCAUCAUCCUCCUCACAUCAAACUCUACCAAUCUCCCAGCAUCCCAAAUCCACGCCUACACCAAAAGAAAUGCCGAGACCCACCGAAUUCGAAUUCACCCAUACCAUGAAGGUGUACGGAGACGGCUCGCAGAGACGGACAUUGACUUGCGCGGUCACC